This is a messenger RNA of Asparagus officinalis (garden asparagus), 3398 nucleotides long. RefSeq names its product ubiquitin carboxyl-terminal hydrolase 9-like. The transcript is spliced from 13 exons. NCBI's taxonomy places the organism in Eukaryota, Viridiplantae, Streptophyta, Magnoliopsida, Asparagales, Asparagaceae. Gene Ontology annotation, molecular function: cysteine-type deubiquitinase activity. Bases 173 to 3016 code for a protein of 947 amino acids. The record is from RefSeq and is a predicted model, not a curated record. Gene Ontology annotation, biological process: protein deubiquitination.
UUUCCAGAACCAUCGUUUAUAAAGGAGAGAAAAAGUCGGAAGCCAAAGGGGCAAUUUCUCCCGAUUCCCAAAUCCAUUGCCUGCGAUCUAGGGUUUCGAAUCUCUCCACGCUUUCUCUCACAAAUCCGCCUUCGAUUCUCAAUUCCAACCCCAAUUUCUUCGAAUUGAGGCGAUGACGAUCCCCAAUUCUCAGGGAUUGAUGCCGUCGGAGAGUUGCUUGCCGCUUACCCCGGAGGAGGAGAGGGAGACGGUGGAGGAGUUGACGAGAGUCGCCGACGCUAGUCCCAAGGAAGGCGACGUGUGGUGUCUAAUCUCGGCGCGAUGGUUUAGGGGCUGGAAAAGAUAUGUUCAGUUAAAGAGCAGCAAUGACGAUUCUAUUACCUCUGAGCAGUUGAAUGGGAUUCCUCCACAUGUUGCUUGCAAGCCUGGAAAGAUUGACAAUUCCGAGCUUGUUACAAAUGGGACAUAUGAGGAAAAUAAUGGACUUGUUCUCCGGAGGAACCUACUAGAAGAAGAAGACUACUGUUUGGUUCCUCAGGAAGUCUGGAAGAAACUUCACGAAUGGUACAAGGGUGGGCCAGAAUUACCAAGAAAACGAAUUUCUCUUGGCUUACAUGGCAAAAGUUUUGCGGUGGAAGUUUACCCCCUGAGCCUGCAGUUAGUGGAUGGAAGAGAUCUCUCCGAAAGAACUAUAACAAUUAGCAGAAAGGCCUUGGUAGGGGAGCUUUACAGCAUGGUUUGCACACUACUUACGUUAGAGCAGGCAAAGGUUGACAUAUGGGAUUACUAUGAGAAGGUGAAACAUGAUAACUUGCAGAAAUUUGACCAAACUCUAGAGGAAGCUGAGUUGAUGAUGGACCAGGAUAUACUUUUGGAGGUAAAAGAUGACGCUUUUUUUCCUUCUAAUUCUGGCGUGGAUUCAACAGGAAAUGAAUUGGCUUUGGUUCCAAUAGAGCCUCCUAGGUCGCCAGUCACCAUUGCUGGAGGGCCCACAUUCUCCAAUGGUUAUUCAAAUACGUUUGGCAGCCAUUUCCUGCAGGGAAAUAGCUUCAGUUCAGUACUCAGGGAUAUGGAUGAUGAUAAUGAUUCCAUUAGCAAUGGGAGUAAAGGAAGUAGUCGGGGACUGAGAGGAUUGCAAAACCUAGGAAACACUUGUUUUAUGAACAGUGCUCUACAGUGUUUAGUGCAUACUCCCGAUCUGGUUCGUUUCUUUUUACAAGAUUACACCCUGGAGAUAAACAAGGAUAAUCCUUUGGGCAUGCAGGGCGAGCUUGCAACUGCUUUUGGAGAUCUAUUAAGGAAUUUGUGGUCUUCUGGAGCUACAGCAAUUGCACCUCGUUCAUUUAAAGCUAAACUUGCUCGGUUUGCUCCACAGUUCAGUGGGUAUAAUCAACAUGAUUCACAAGAACUCCUUGCAUUUUUAUUGGAUGGGCUUCAUGAAGACUUGAACCGUGUAAUAAACAAGCCUUACAUUGAAGCUAAAGAUGCAAAUGGUCGUUCGGAUGAGGAGUUCGCAGAUGAAUGCUGGAACAAUCACAAAGCUCGUAAUGACUCUAUAAUUGUAGAUGUUUGUCAAGGUCAGUACAAGUCAACGCUAGUCUGUCCUGUUUGCAGCAAAGUUUCUGUUACCUUUGAUCCCUUUAUGUAUUUGUCAUUGCCACUUCCUUCGACAACUACAAGGACCAUGACUGUAACCGUAUUCAGUGGGGUUGGGAGUGCCCUUCCGAUGCCUUUCACUGUAACUGUGCCAAAAAAUGGUACCUGCAGAGAUCUCAGUCGAGCUUUAAAUGUUGCAUGUAGCUUGACGAGUUCAGAAGAUUUAUUGUUAGCAGAAGUUUAUAAAAAUCGGAUUUAUCGCUACUUAGAUUUUUUCGACUCACUAUCCGGUAUUAAGAAUGAAGAGUGCCUGGUAGCUUAUAAACUUCCAGCAAACUAUAAGGACUUCGUGAGGCUGGAGAUAAUGCAUCAGAGAAUAGAGAGGCCUCAGGAGCCUCAAUAUAAUUUGUUCUCUCCAAGUUGUCUUGGAACCCCUCUUGUGACUUGCCUCUCAAAGGAAGCUAAAACUGGAGCAGAUAUUCAUACUGCAGUAUGUACGCUGCUUUCACCUCUAUUGCGAGGAAAAACUCCCAUGAAGCACACAAAAGUUAGCAAGGAAAAUGGCUAUUUAUCGAGUUUAGAUGGUGUUGUUCCAGGUGAUGAUAGCAAUCCUUGUACAAGUGAUACAGAGUUCUCUGAUUCCUUCAUGGAAAUUGAAAUGGAAGAUGAUGCGUGCCCAUCACUCCAGAUUGCUUUCACUAAUGAGAGGGGCUACAACAGGGUUCCAAUUGACAAUGAUUCUAAUAUACCUCCAGGGUCUUGCAUAAGGGUACUGCUCGAAUGGUCAGAUAAAAAUCUGGAACUGUAUGACUUUAGUUUCCUUGAGGAUCUGCCAGAAGUUUUCAGACCAUUUGGUUCAAUGGUGAAGAAAACGCGGGAGGAGGCUAUCACUUUGUUCUCAUGCUUGGAUGCAUUUCUGAAAGAGGAACCUUUAGGGCCCGAUGAUAUGUGGUAUUGUCCUGGCUGCAAGGAGCAUAGACAAGCAACUAAGAAACUAGACUUGUGGAGAUUGCCCGAGAUCUUAGUUGUUCACUUGAAGCGGUUUUCCUAUAGCAGAUACAUGAAAAACAAGCUUGACACCUUUGUGAACUUUCCUGUUCACGAUCUUGAUUUAAGCCAGUAUGUAAAGCACAAUUCUGAUGCUGCAAGGCAAACACAUGUGUAUGAGCUUUAUGCUGUAAGCAACCACUAUGGAGGAUUGGGUGGGGGGCACUACUCUGCAUAUGCAAAGUUGAUAGAAGAGGACAGCUGGUUUCAUUUUGAUGAUAGCUUUGUUUCUCCGGCAAGUGAAGAUUCAAUCCAGACAACAGCGGCAUAUGUUCUUUUUUACAGGAGAGUCCAGGUUGAUACGGAAAAGUCUAAUAAUACAGAAAUGGGCAACGGGGAGGAGCCGUCUUCUAGCGCUAACUCCUUGACAUGAAACAGAACCCCAAAGUUUUGCACAUUUUCAUCGCUCGUGCUCGUUUUUCUGACGGCAGCGUUCCCGUUCUAUUCUUUUUGCUAUACAAUUGAGGGAUGGUGAAUUUUGCUACUACAUUGGACAGGCCGCCGCAGUUUUGUGGUGACUGAAUUUGGAGGUGUUUCAUUCAUUGGCAUACUUGGGUGUCUUCAAUACCGUAACGCUUCAUUCAUUGGCAUACUUGGGUGUCUUCAAUACCGAAACACUGUGAAGCGUUUAUAUACCGAGGCGUUAGUCUUAUACUAGAAAUUUUUGUAUGUAGAUUAGAAAUUAUUAUUCAAGGCGCCCAUUUUUUGGUUGUCUCAAGUCAAAGUGAAUAUAAGGUUCUAUUGUCUUGCCGUUA